AUGGCUAGUCAUGUAUCACUUGUAGAUGAUCCUGAAAAACACUUUUUGGGCAAUCUCCUGGAUGAAGAUCCUAACAUUAGUCCACCGCUGUUGAAUAGAGGGUCGUGCUCAUCACCAGGUGCUAUUCCACCAGUAUCUGUUAUCAGUGGUGUUGGACCAAUCAGUACAAACAGCUUGCUACGUUCGUACUGGCCAGAGCCACCACCACCGUACUCUCCUCCAAUACAAGUUGAGAAUCAUCAUCAUUAUCCAGUAACAACAGCCAAAAUACCCCCUCGAGGUUACGCUGUCAACAGGCUUUCCGAGACUUCGCCAAAUCAAGGCAAUUUGUUGAGAACCAAUGAAAGUCUCAUAUAUGAGGGCGAGAAGGCAGUCGAGAAUCAGAAAGGAAGUACUAAAGGACAGCAUCCUUGUUCACUGGAUACCCCAUUGAGUAAACCACCGCUAAGUUUUCUUAUUUCGCAUCUUACAAAGUUUAUAUUUGGUAUUGAUCAUUUACUGUCUAGUUAUCGUGAUGUUGCCGCAAGAAAUGAUCAAAAUACAUGCAACGACAGUUCCGUGCAACAGAACAAAAAACUACAAGUUCAGUUAGAUCUAGACAGUCGGUCUUGCACUGCGAAAACUCGUAAUGUCGUUGUCCGUGGAAGUUCCAGUUCUACUCGCAUGAACCGAGACCGUAAACCUAAAUCUGAACAGGGUGUCGAUUUUCAAAAGAUCACAAGAAAGAAGGUUGUGGCAAAAAAGGAAAAGGUUCUUCAAGUUUUGGCAUCUAAAACAUCGAAAAGAAGUCAUGCCGAAAAUGUACUAGUAGCCAAAUGCGAUCGAGGAGUUGGAGCUGGUACUGUGAUUGACGUAGCUCGUCCCAAGCGCACGAUAGAUAUUACUGAGAAGAAAAAACAAGCAGGGUCAACGAACACUGUGGAACAAUCACUUCAAAGGAGACGAACAAUUCAUGAGCCUAAUGAAUAUGGGUGGAUCGAAAAAACAGUUGUCAUUACUUCUAUAGUAUCUGGUUGGAUCGAGUUUGUAUUCAGAUGGAUUCUGAAUAUUCUAAUGGGUGUUUGCCUCCAAGUCUACGAUGUCGCAUCCAUCAGGGUGUUGACUUCCUCAGCCCGACAUGUCAGUUUACGACGCUUUCUUCGUCUUCGUGAACCGGAACAGUUAAUGUGGGGUUUGGAUGAAAAUAUUGUUCUGCCAACUACAGAAGAGCAGGCCUUGGAUCACUUUCUAUCCUUGUAUUGUCAAGAUGCUUACGGUGUACUUGGCCUGAAAGCUUCUUGCAGUGAAGAAGAUGUGCGCAGACACUACAAGAGACUAAUUACGCUCCUUAAUCCUGAGAAAAACAUGCUAGAAGGUGCGGAAGAAGCCUAUAUCAUGGUAGCAAAGGCAUAUGAGGCGUUAGCAACUCCUGAAGCUCGGAAGAUGUAUAAUCUUAGUCGUAUCCACCCUCGAAAAAAUGAUUUGCACCACGAAAUUGGAGAAAUGUGGGAUAAAGUCCGUUUGCGAAUUGAAGAAGCUCGUAGUUUCAUGUAUUGCGAUUGUGGUCGCCGCCACGCGAAAAUCGCGCUAAAUGUUCGUCAAAGCGAAGCGCGCUAUUGCCGUCGGUGCAAGACGCGUCAUGCAGCAAGAGCAAAUGAUAUCUGGGUUGAAACUCGACUCUGCGGGUUAUUGUGGGUGUAUUUCACUUGCUGCGAUGGCAUCAUAUACGACAUUACGGACUGGGCAACAUGCGAGAUAAACUAUCUUAAACACAUCCGGCCUAAUUCGCAUACUGUGCAGUACCGCUUGGUGGCGCCCACAACGUCCAAUUCUGGGAAAUCCGCUACAGAUGCUACAUCGCGCAAAAAGCAAAACGAUAAGCUACACGAUCUUCCUCAUGUAUCUGACGAAUGUCGUGGUGACUGGGGUAUGUGA
Messenger RNA from Angiostrongylus costaricensis, 1914 nucleotides. Lineage: Eukaryota; Metazoa; Nematoda; Chromadorea; Rhabditida; Metastrongylidae. The record is from the annotation of a GenBank genome assembly.